Molecule: messenger RNA, 1022 nt
Organism: Biomphalaria glabrata
Lineage: Eukaryota; Metazoa; Mollusca; Gastropoda; Planorbidae
Product: cysteine dioxygenase-like
Exons: 7
Coding region: 338-877 (179 amino acids)
Biological process (GO): L-cysteine catabolic process
Molecular function (GO): cysteine dioxygenase activity; ferrous iron binding
Source: RefSeq, a predicted model, not a curated record
GAAUUGAGUCAAAGUGUUAAUAACAUUAGUCUACGUAUUAUUUAGUUGGAUGAAUUUUUUUUUUCUUUGAUUUUUCCUACGCUCAUUUCUUGAGCUCUGCGGCACGGACACGCAGUCACAUGCGCAACUAGCGGAAACCCUUCAUUUUAAGAAGACGAGCGGUAGGACAUAACAGAAAGACGUGUGCGGAUGCAACUCCACAACCUGUAAGUCUGGGCAAAUUCGUACAGGUGCAUCGUCUUCCCUGGUGUCAUGAAAGUAUGAAUCAGCCUUGAAAGCAAUGACUUAGCGCAGAGUAGAUAGAGGAAUCAGAUCUGUCCCAUGAAACCAAUGCAUUAUGGGGCUACAAGAACUUAUUUGGAGACUGAUGAAAGAUCAGGAUCGAGAGGAAUAUACUGAACUCUUAAGAACCUGCAACAUCCCCGUUCAGGAAUGGAGGAGAUACGCGUUUCUAGGACACAGACAGGGGUGUAGCAGAAAUUUGAUUUAUGAGGACAAGGACAGGUUCGCCUUGACCUUGUGCUGCUGGGAUCCAGGCUAUCAGAAUGAAAUUCAUGAUCACAAUGAUUCAGCGUGCUAUUUCAAGAUUCUACACGGAAUUAUGCAAGAAACACAUUUCCAGGACAAUGAACGUAAAGCAGACAAGGAGUACGGAGUGGGUGACGUCUGUCACAUGUCCAGACGUGGCGGAACUCAUCAAAUGACGAAUGUGAGUAAGACGGAACGAGCUGUUUCACUGCAUCUCUACAUCCCUCCAUUUAAUACUUACCAAGUCUUCAAUCAAUCAAGUCCACAUGGUGAACAUCGUGAAGCUACAUUUGUAUCAAGAUAUGGAUUUUCUAUGGAUCAAGAGAACAAUCAGCUGGGUGAUUUUUAACGCAAUGUCAUAUAUUUUUUUUUAUUUUUGUUUUUUAUGUUGAUAUCGCAAUAAUUGAUAACAAAAAGUAAAAACAAUUAGUGUGCUUUCUUUUUCUGCGUUUGUAAUAUUUUCUAGCUUUUCAAUAAAAGAAUUAUAUCUAAAA